Caenorhabditis bovis is the source of this 3906-nucleotide messenger RNA. The record is from the annotation of a GenBank genome assembly. NCBI's taxonomy places the organism in Eukaryota, Metazoa, Nematoda, Chromadorea, Rhabditida, Rhabditidae.
AUGGAUUUGAGGCCGCUUUAUGAAAAAGAAGAAAAAUCCUAUGUUUUUCCGCCAGGAUGUCGCAAACAUUACCAUAAUGUUUUCGCAUUGGUCGUUGAGAAAAAAGGCGACAGUGAUCGUUCAUGUAUGAAGCAAAAUGAAAUAUUCUGCUAUUCUCCGGAAUUCCGGCGCGAUAGUGGAUUUCUGGUGAUGCCGAAACAUUUAUGGGAUGAUUUCAAUCCCGGUGAUUGGAUUUCCUGCGAGAGAAUAUACGUUGAUCGGCACGAAUCCGAUGAUCGACGGUAUCAGGAAAGAGAGUUGAAAUAUGUUUCCUAUGUUCCAACUCAUCUCCACAAAAAACUUAAUCUUCCAAUAACCGUUGUAAAAAUGAACCAAGUUUAUAUCAAAUGCGAUUUUAUCUUAUGCCCAACUUUUUUCAAAUAUCGCAAAUCUCGAAAUACACAAGGCGCUUUUGAAAAAGCAAUAAUGCUUAAUAUGGGUACAGCAUGUAUUUUCACAAAUGAUGGUAAAGCCAGCAAGCUGAAACCGGGAAUGGUCUAUAAAGGCAUUUUUGAAUUUCGUAGCAAAGAGGAUGGAGCUGUGAAUUUUGCGUCAGGACGACAUGAAAAUACUCUUGACGCUGAUGGUCAUUGUAUCGAUCGGGACACGCUAUGGUUUCUCAAUGGGAUUCUGGAUGACGAGCCAAUUCCAUUGGAGAAUCACAAAGAGAUGCAUAUAUAUAUUUCUUAUAUGAAAAUUUGGAGCAAAGUGUUUCAUAACGUUUAUGGCGAUGGUCUUUUGCCAAAUAGAAGCAAAUCGAUGGUUCCACUGACGAGAAAGAUGUCUCCCAAAUACGAUAAACCAACCGGUUUUCGGCAAGAACCACUUUAUGCACGACCAACAUCUUUAUCUGAAAGUACGUUUAUCGAUAAUAGUGAGCAAACUAUUCGCAAUGAGAAUAGAAAACCGAACGAAGAUUCUUCAGCAAUAAGGGUCUUUAGUGACAGUAUGUACAGCCAUGCGAUGCCUGAGCAAGUCCAAUGUAACAAUGCUAUUGAAGAGUCAUUAUCUAAAAAGGUUAAAAAGAAGGUCGAAGUUCAGGUAAUUCAAGGAGUUCUUCUUUCGAUUAUAACAACUAAGAAUAAUGGAAAAAUUGCCGAAAAAAGGUUUUUGGAGAAACUCAUUUUCAUUGUUGAAAUAUCGUUUUUAGCGGCUCCUGAUGCGAAAUCGAGGCAUACGAGAAAAAGGAAAGAAAGUAGUAGUGAUGAAGAGGGUCCCGCCACAAGUCAGCCGAGUGUUUCAAAGAAAGCAAACGAGGAAUCCGAUGAUUCUGAUAUUGAAACCAUCGAAGGGAAACUUGAUGAUGAUAUCAGAGAAAGGGACGCAUUCGCUGCAAGAGUCCGACAAAAGGACAAGGAUAAAACGCGGAAUGUUGUUGAGAAGAAUCGUGAAGAUAAUAAGGAUAAAGCUGGAUUGUCGGUGGAAAAACUUCGUGAAGAAUCCCGAAGGCAGUAUUUGGCAAAGCGAAAAGUUGACAAGCUCGAAGAGCUUAAAGCAAUUGUUCAUGAUGAUGAAACGAUUUUUGCCUCUGAAAAGCUUACGGCUAAAGAGCGACAAGAUAUGGAAUAUCGCAAGAAGGUUCUUGAAUAUGCGACGAAUCAUGAGAAAGCUGCGGAUAUUAUAAAAAUCAAGCGCUAUCACGUGCCGGAUGCCAAGAGUAGAACGAUUCCAACGGAUUAUGUCGAGGAUGAGGACGAAGUUCGUCAUGGCGGCGAUGGAGCCAAGUGGGAGCAGGAGCAGCUUCUCGCUUCCAUGCUUCAUCUAGGAGCCAAAGAUGCGAAAAUGAAGAAGGAGGAGUAUGAUCUGCUGCUCGACGAGCAGAUUGAUUUCAUUCAAGCUUUGCAAAUGCCGGGAACCAAAGACAUUGAGGACAAAAAGGAAAGCGAAAUCGAACGGAAAAUGAUGACGAUCGCCGAGACGAGAAAAAGUCUGCCGGUGUACGCAUUCCGCGACGAUUUCAUUCAAGCGGUUCGGGACCAUCAAGUUCUAAUUAUUGAAGGCGAAACGGGAUCCGGAAAAACCACUCAACUACCGCAAUAUUUGUAUGAAGCGGGAUUUUGCGAGGACGGAAAACGCAUUGGAUGCACACAGCCGCGACGCGUCGCCGCCAUGUCGGUCGCUGCUCGUGUUGCCGAUGAAAUGGAUUGUAAACUGGGAACCAAGGUCGGUUACAGUAUUCGUUUCGAGGAUUGCACCUCGGAGAAAACUGUCCUCAAGUAUAUGACUGACGGAAUGCUGUUACGUGAAUUCCUCAAUGAGCCGGAUUUGGCAAGCUACAGUGUUAUGAUGAUUGAUGAAGCUCAUGAACGCACUCUUCACACUGACAUCCUCUUCGGUCUUGUUAAAGACAUUGCGAGAUUCCGAAAAGAUUUGAAACUCCUCAUUUCAUCAGCAACACUCGACGCGGAGAAAUUCUCGUCGUUCUUCGACGAUGCGCCGAUUUUCCGAAUUCCUGGACGACGGUUUCCCGUUGAUAUUUAUUAUACGCAGGCGCCUGAAGCGGAUUACAUCGACGCUGCGAUUGUCACGGUAAUGCAGAUCCAUUUGACGCAACCACUUCCUGGAGACAUUCUGGUCUUCUUGACAGGUCAGGAAGAGAUUGAAACAAUUCAGGAAGCUUUGAUGGAACGCUCGAAGGCGCUAGGCAGCAAAAUCAAAGAAUUGAUUCCACUGCCCGUCUAUGCGAAUUUACCAUCGGACCUUCAGGCCAAGAUUUUUGAGCCGACACCUCCCAACUCGAGAAAGGUGGUUCUCGCAACGAACAUUGCUGAGACGUCGGUUACGAUUGAUGGCAUCUCGUACGUCAUUGAUCCGGGAUUCUCGAAGCAGAACUCAUUCGAUGCUCGCUCCGGUGUUGAGCACUUGCACGUUGUAACGAUUUCGAAAGCGGCGGCGAAUCAGCGAGCCGGACGCGCUGGAAGAACGGGACCUGGAAAGUGCUUUAGGCUUUACACCGCUUGGGCUUAUAAGCACGAGCUCGAGGAGCAACCGAUUCCUGAGAUUCAACGGACCAACCUCGGAAAUGUUGUGCUGAUGCUGAAAUCGUUGGGUAUACACGAUUUGGUGCAUUUCGACUUCCUCGAUCCUCCACCGCAAGAAACUUUGGUUAUUGCGUUGGAACAAUUGUACGCGCUUGGCGCAUUGAACCAUCGCGGUGAGCUGACGAAACUUGGUAGAAGGAUGGCCGAGUUCCCGUGUGAUCCGUGCAUGAGCAAGAUGAUUCUGGCAUCGGAGAAGUAUGAAUGCUCUGAAGAGAUUGUAACGAUCGCUUCAAUGUUGUCAGUGAAUGCCGCGGUGUUCUACCGUCCGAAGGCGAUGGUUAUCCAUGCCGACGCGGCGAGGAAAGCUUUCUGGAGUCCGUCGGGCGAUCAUGUCACCUUGCUCAAUGUGUACAAUAAAUGGAAAGAGUCGGGAUACUCGCAACAAUGGUGCAUGGAGAACUAUGUGCAGCAUAGGACAUUGAAACGAGCGCGAGAUGUGAGAGAUCAGCUGGUCGGGCUGCUCGAAAGAGUUGAAAUUGAGCCGAAAUCUUCAACGGACACGAUAAAAAUUCGAAAAGCGAUCACCGCCGGGUAUUUCUACAACGUUUCGAAAUUGGACAACACGGGUCAUUACAAAACUGUGAAACACAAGCACACAACUCAUCCGCAUCCGAACUCUUCUCUAUUCGAGGAGACGCCACGAUGGGUGGUUUAUUACGAAUUGGUGUUCACCAGCAAGGAGUUUAUGAGGGAGAUGUCGGAGAUUGAGAGCAGUUGGCUUCUCGAGGUGGCCCCUCAUUAUUACAAAGGCAGGGAGCUCGAGGAUUCGACGAAUAAGAAGAUGCCGAAGCAGGUUGGAAAAUCGGCCAAGGAUUUGCAGCGAUGA